UCAGUGAUGGCGUCUGCUGAUCUGAGAGACGAGCUGACCUGCUCCAUCUGCACGGACAUUUAUACAGAUCCUGUAACCCUGCCAUGUGGACAUAGCUACUGCCGGGUCUGCAUCACAAGAACAUGGGACAACCAGGAGGAGAGAGAAUAUUCCUGUCCUGAAUGCAGACACAGGUUUAGGGUAAGACCAAACCUGCAAGGUGCUCUACGAUUGCGUAACAUAGUGGAGAGUUUCCUAUUUACUCACCCAGAGCAGGAGGAGAUUGGGAUCUCCUGUACUUACUGUAUUCACUCCUCUGUACCUGCUGCUAAAACAUGUCUGCACUGUGAAGCUUCUCUGUGUGAAGCCCACCUGGGGGUCCACAGCCAGUCAGCAGAACAUGUCCUAACUGAGCCCACCACUUCACUGGGGAACAGAAAAUGCUCAGUCCACAAGGAAAUCCUGAAAUAUUACUGCUCUGAGGAUGCUGCCUGUAUCUGUGUGUCCUGCAGGCUGGACGGAGAGCACAGGGGACACGCGGUGGAGACUCUGAAUGAGGCCUCUGAGAAGAAGAAGGAGAAACUGAGAAAUAUUCUGCAGAAACUGACCUCAAGGAGAGAGGAGGCUGAGAAAAGAGUCCAGAACCUGCAGGAGCUCAGGAGAGAAGUGUCAGAUAAAGCAGCUGAGGUAACAGAGGAAGUUACUGCCCUGAUUAGGGGUAUCAAGGAACAGCUGGAAGCUCUAGAGCAGCGAGUCCUGAGUGAGAUCUCCAGGCAGGAAGAGCAGGUCUCACUCCCAGUCUCAGAUCUAAUCCGGCAGCUGGAAAUAAAGAAGAAGGAUCUGUCCAGAAAGAUGGGUCACAUUGAGGAGCUGUGUAACAUGAUGGACCCAUUAACUGUCUUACAAGGACGGGAAUCAGACAGCGCUGACUAUUGUGAUACUGAGGAGGGAGAUAAUGAGGACAGAGAGAGAGAUGAUAACAAGGUCUGUGCUGUAGGGGAUCUGGAUGUGGGUCCGAUCUCAGUGACCUUACACUCAGGAUUAGCUGGGAUUGUGACCGGAUUAAAGAGACAGCUCCAUGUACCAGCUAAUAUGGCUUCAGACAUGUUACUGGAUGUAAACACGGCUGGUAAUAAUGUAACUGUAUCGGGUGAUAUGAAAACUGUAUCCUGGUCAGAAAUAAAGCAGAGACGCCCAGAAACACCAGAGAGAUUUCAGUUCAGACCACGCCCCCAGUGUAAUCAGGUUUUAAGCUCCAGGAGUUUCUCCUCAGGACGACAUUACUGGGAAGUGGGGGGCAGUGAAUCAGGGGGAUGGAUGGUAGGGAUGGCCUAUCGCAGUAUAGACAGGAAAGGACGUCAGUCACUGAUUGGAUGUAAUAACAAGUCCUGGGGUUUGGUGAGGUUUAAUAAUCAGUAUAUUGUGAUACAUGACAGUAAAUCAAUCCGGUUACCUCCCCCCACCCCUUCCAGCUGGAGAUUGCGGAUAUUCCUGGACUACGAGGCCGGGCGGCUGUCCUUUUAUGAUCUGUGUGACCCCAUCAGACACUUACACACCUUCACUGCCACCUUCACUGAGCCGCUUCAUGCUAUAUUCAGGGUAUGUGGGAGUAAUGCCCCUAUAUUCAGGGUACAUGGCGGCAAUGCCUGGCUGAGAAUGUAUUGA
Molecule: messenger RNA, 1644 nt
Organism: Pelobates fuscus (common spadefoot toad)
Lineage: Eukaryota; Metazoa; Chordata; Amphibia; Anura; Pelobatidae
Product: E3 ubiquitin-protein ligase TRIM39-like
Exons: 3
Coding region: 7-1644 (545 amino acids)
Molecular function (GO): protein binding; zinc ion binding
Source: RefSeq, a predicted model, not a curated record